This is a messenger RNA of Spizellomyces punctatus DAOM BR117, 1950 nucleotides long. RefSeq lists its product as uncharacterized. Lineage: Eukaryota; Fungi; Chytridiomycota; Chytridiomycetes; Spizellomycetales; Spizellomycetaceae. Gene Ontology annotation, cellular component: nucleus. The coding region runs from base 1 to 1950 and encodes 649 amino acids. Gene Ontology annotation, biological process: regulation of DNA-templated transcription; DNA-templated transcription. The transcript is spliced from 8 exons. Gene Ontology annotation, molecular function: DNA-binding transcription factor activity, RNA polymerase II-specific; zinc ion binding; DNA binding. The record is from RefSeq and is a predicted model, not a curated record.
AUGACAACAAACGCGGAUACUUGGCAUAAAGUGCAUGCCUCCUCUGACGAUGCUCGAAAUGAAUGCCCUGGCCCAUCGGUUGGGAAUGAGAGUGGACAGUCCGUUGGAAAGCGUAAGGCAGGGGCUACUCGUCGGAAAGCUUGUGAACCGUGUCGGCAGCGGAAGAGAAAGUGCGAUGGAGAUCGACCUAUCUGCGGGGCUUGUCGGGUUUUUGGACCACCGGAGACGGGAUGUUUCUAUUUUGCGGACCAAGUUUCCGGCCCAGACGCUGCAAAGCGUCGUUCACCCACUAAAGCGAAACUGUCUCUUCCCUCCAUGGUUGAUAUGACAAAGAAACCUGGAAAUGCACAAGAUAAAAGAAUGAACGUCAAAGAUGCCUCUUCGUCACCGGAAAUGGCGACUGGUCCGCAUUCAUCCAAUCCCUCUCCGCCUAGUAGACUUCGAGACGAAGUGACUCCACCAGAAUCCGAUACCCUGUUGGUGGACGGAGCUGAAGUCUCGAUGCAUCUUAUCCAUUUGUUUUUUCAAUAUUGUGGAUCGCAAAUCCCCUUCAAUUUUCUACAUCGUAGUAGUUUCAUCCGCACAAUACGUCGUCAGCAAGGGUUUCUUUUGCUCGCCAUGCAAUGCAUUGCCAGCCGGUAUACGGAGGAGAGCCGACACGCAGAUGCCCAAUGUGCUGAUGCAGGAGACCGGUACUAUCGACGGGCACGGAGAUUAGUGCCGCAGCUUUACGAUAAUCAUUCACUAAGUGCGGUACAAGGAUUACUAAUUUUGGCGACCUGCUCUACAAUGAAAGGCAUCAUCUCAGCAGCCUGGCAGUACGUGGGAAUGGCCGUACGUAUGGCACAUUACUUGGCACUUGAAACCGCCAUGGUAGAGGGGACCAGAUUCUCGCCGAUGCAGGAGGAAGUUCGAAAGAGAACUUGGGCAGGCUGUCUUAUUCUGGAAAGAAUGGUUUGGAUGGCCCUCGAUCGACCAUCGAUAUACGCCAAUGUUCCUAACCGGAUCCGACAUUCAAUACCUGAUGAUCUAUGGCCAGCAGUAUGGCCAGAGGACGUUAUAAGGCACCCGGCCGUUAAUGCCUUUGGGGGAGAGCAGGUCAUUUUCAAUCACCUACGACCAUUGAUGGUGCUGUAUGGGCGAGUGGUGGACUUUAUUCGGACAGACCAUGGAUUGAAGAUGGUUAUUAACUAUCAAGCGCUGGACGCGGAACUCGAUGCAUGGUUUUUGUCGCUGCCUCCUGCGAUGCGCGAGUUACUAGUAACGAUAGAUCAUGGCCCCGCAAAGCUACCAGAGGUGGUAUCGUCAGAUUUGCAAAGUUUCUGGUUUGCGGUAUCAGUAUUACUACUCGGACUUCAGGCACGGGGCAUACUGCGCAAGUGGUUGCUUAAUGCGAUGCUAUCCAAAGCGGAUCAAGUGAUCUCGGCAGCAUAUUUUGCACUGGAUUCUGGUGAUGGAUUGGCUGAGGGUCUGCCGUCCAUGGGGUUAGAUCGACGCGCACUGACGGGCAAGGUGAUUCACGACGCGAUGCAAGUAGCAGACUCUGAAUCUGCCGUCUUACAGAGAGCAUUGAUGGUCGACCCGCUACUGACCACACUUACACCGCAUUUCACUAUGGGGGUAUAUCAAGUGGCUUUGGUGUAUGUGAUGGCACUGGGAGCUGCAUCCAUAGAAGGAAAUGAAGCUACUACUCGACGAUGUAAAAGUGGAUUAGCUGUGCAUGAACAAGCAUUACGCGCGUUUACCCGAUCCUUUGCCCCUGCGGUAAGAAUAGUGGGCGUGUUGACGACGCUACGCGGAACAGCAGAGAACGGAGGAGGAUCAUCCGCUCACUACGAUGCUCUCUCUCCUGUCUCAAGUUUUGGCACUUGGUCAUCUGCGGACGGAUCUGAGCAGGAUGGGAACAGUUACCGCGCUUCAGUGGACGUUGCCGAUAACCUAUUGUCGUAG